AGAUCUUCGAAUCUUCGAACUACGUUCUUCAGAUCUUCAAAUCUUCUUGAAUGCAAAAUUCAAUAUUGAAGGGCCUCCGGUUUCAAGUAGCUUGAUCUUCAACAAAAGGGCCGUUAUGUGGCUUGAUCUUCUGUUAAAGGGCUUCCCGGGAUAUAUGGCUUAAUCUUCAAUUGAAUAUUGAUUCAAUCUUCAUAUGAAUAUCUUCAAAUCUUCAAAAAUUCGUUCUUCAUAUCUUCGAAUCUUCAAAGCUUCGUUCUUCAGAUCUUCGAAUCUCCAAGCUUCGUUCUUCAGAUCUUCGAACGUUCUUCAACUUUUGGCUUUGUUUGAUCAAGAAUCGAUGAAAUCACAAAGGAUUAUUCAUAUAUUCUUGACAAAAACGUGGCUUGAUCUCUUCCUCUUCUUCGGAAUCCUUCAGAGCCUUUCGGGAGUUCUUCAGAGCUUUGCUGCAGCGUUUCUUCGUCUGGAAGUUCUCCUUCCUUUCUCUCUGUGCGGUCCUCAUCACAAUAUGGAAAGAAGCCAUGCAUAACGGACAUAUUGCAUAAUAUAUUUACCUUAUUUGUUGUGUAAUUAUUGUAUUUAUAUUCCUUCCUAGAUUAGUGUGUGCGUUAGUGGACCAUGAUUAAUUCAUGAGAUCCUUACCUUUUUCUGACAUGUAUUAAGGUGUAUAUAUUUGACCCUUUCUUUGUACGAAGAAGCAAGACAAUAAUACGAAAAACAAUUUCAUUCUCAAUUGUUUAUCACGUUCCUUUUCUCAUGGUAUCAGAGCCAUACGUUCUCUGAGACCUGCGCUUUUGCUGUGCGACGAAACAAAUGGGUGAGCCUAUCACCAAGACAACCAACGACGGAACUAUGGACGACGGCAACAAUUCUGUUCCUAAGCAAUAUAGGCGCAGAAUAAAUGAUCCGGCAUCCCCGUUUUAUUUACCGACCAAUGACAUCCCAGGCGUGAAUAUCUGCGGCAUAACGCUUAAAGGGGACGGGAAUUAUCGGGAAUGGUCAACCGCCAUGCGCAAUGCCUUUAGAGCGAAGAGGAAGCUUCCUUUUCUUGACGGGACGAUUGAGAUACCGGCCGAUGAACACGGGCCGGACGACUGGCUGUGUGUGAACUCCAUGUUGGUUGGAUGGUUGAUGACGUCCAUCGAUGCCUCUCUACGAACGACCAUCGCUUACAUGGACUCUGCUCAUGAUCUAUGGGAGGAUCUCAAACUCCGCUUCGAGGUGGCUGAUGGCGUACGUUUUCACGAACUGAAAGAAGCCAUUCAAUCAUGCCGACAAGGAGACCAAACGGUGACGGAAUAUUUUGGCCGCCUGAGAAUGCUUUGGGAUGACUUUGAUGGGUAUCGUACGAUACCCAAGUGUAAGUGUGGAGGAUGCAAAUGUGAUUUGGAGAAACAAU
Molecule: messenger RNA, 1396 nt
Organism: Cuscuta epithymum
Lineage: Eukaryota; Viridiplantae; Streptophyta; Magnoliopsida; Solanales; Convolvulaceae
Source: the annotation of a GenBank genome assembly